AGGUUCCAGAUCUGAGAGAGGAUAAAAAUCCGCCACCUUUUUGAACCAAGCUCCAUUUUCUUUCCGUCCGUGUUCGUCCCCACCGAAAUUCCUGUCACAGAAAACCAGGAAAAAUCAAAAACCAUCAACGGUAGCUUCUGUAUAAAUACUUUCGAGAAUCCUCUGGUUCCAUCUCUCUCGUUGUUCAUCUUCAUCAUCGAGAAAGAUCAAUUAAAGAAACAUCAGAAGAAAAAUGUUGGCUAUUUUUCACAAAACUUUUGCUCAUCCGCCGGAGGAGCUUAACAGUCCUGCUUCUCAAAAAACCAGCAAGAAACCUAAGCUACCUGAUGAAACCCUCAAUGAUUUUCUCUCUCAUCAUCCUCACAACGCUUUUUCCAUGACCUUUGGUCAAGCUGCUGUUCUUGCUUAUGUCAAAUCUGACAACCCCUUUUCCCUUCACCAAAGGUUGUUCUGUGGUUUCGACGAUGUAUACUGUAUUUUCCUGGGUGCUUUGAACAACCUCUGCCAUCUGAACAGACAAUAUGGUUUGACGAAGAACUCUGACGAAGCCAUGUUUGUGAUUGAAGCCUAUCGGACACUGCGUGACCGGGGUCCCUACCCUGCUGAUCAGGUUGUCAAAGACAUGGACGGCAGCUUUGCGUUUGUUGUCUACGACAGCAAAGCCGGCUGUGUCUUUGCUGCACUGGGUUCUGAUGGUGGAGUUAAGCUCUACUGGGGCAUAGCAGCUGAUGGGUCUGUGGUGAUAUCUGAUGAUUUGGAGGUCAUAAAAGAAGGCUGUGCCAAAUCAUUUGCUCCUUUCCCAACCGGGUUUAUGUUUCAUAGUGAAGGUGGGUUGAUGAGCUUCGAGCAUCCGACGAACAAGAUAAAGGCAAUGCCGAGAAUUGACAGUGAAGGAGUGCUGUGCGGAGCUAAUUUUAAGGUCGAUAUGUACACCAGGGUGAACAGCAUUCCUCGCCGGGGAAGCGAAGCUAAUUGGACUCUCGGCGAUUCUCAUUAGCUGAAUCAUUAAAAUUUUCGAAAACCUAAUCAAGUUACAAGCUACCCGUGCUCUACACUGUUUAUGUUUCUCCAUCUUCUGUUCUUCUCUUCUUUCUCCUUUCUUGUUCUGUUCCAUGUUCAUCUUCCUAAAAGGAAGAGUACACGAAUGUAAAUACUGGGUUUAUGAGCAUUUAUAUGUAGAAUCCAUGAUUUGUCGUUCACUUUAAUUUUUCAUGUUGUUAGUGAAGAAGCUUUAUUAAA
Carica papaya (papaya) is the source of this 1239-nucleotide messenger RNA. RefSeq names its product stem-specific protein TSJT1. Lineage: Eukaryota; Viridiplantae; Streptophyta; Magnoliopsida; Brassicales; Caricaceae. The record is from RefSeq and is a predicted model, not a curated record.